This is a messenger RNA of Ylistrum balloti, 2460 nucleotides long. Its product is annotated as sodium-dependent noradrenaline transporter-like. Gene Ontology annotation, molecular function: dopamine:sodium symporter activity. The record is from RefSeq and is a predicted model, not a curated record. Lineage: Eukaryota; Metazoa; Mollusca; Bivalvia; Pectinida; Pectinidae. The transcript is spliced from 15 exons. Gene Ontology annotation, cellular component: neuronal cell body membrane; neuron projection; presynaptic membrane. The coding region runs from base 1 to 2460 and encodes 819 amino acids. Gene Ontology annotation, biological process: dopamine uptake involved in synaptic transmission; sodium ion transmembrane transport.
AUGACGAGGCCAGGUAACACAACCUACACUGAGCUGUCCGUUGUUGCCUCCGGCUACCUCGACGACGAGUCCUCACAGGAAUUCAAUACUACAAUCGUAAACCUUGACCCCCAGCCUCCCAAAAGGGAUGAAGAGAUCAUCCCCAUUAUUUUGGGACAUGGGGAUACGCCCAUCAAUAAUACCCCCGCGUCGUGCCGUCGUUUUGACGUCACGAGCUCUAAUAGUGCCACACAGAACGCAUUACCGGACGCGGAUGAUGAUGUCAAAGAAAACGGCGUUAGCGACUCGGACUCGUCACUGGAGGCGCCCCCUGUUGACGGUCAGAGGCGCGGCUCCAAGUGGAGCGCGACAAUUUUAUUUGUGGCCUCUGAAGUCCAGCUUAUGUUAAAUCUUGCAGAGUUCUGUCCAGAAGAAGGAUUCGAAAACGCCCCCAAAAGGAAGAAACCUGUAAAUUCCGACGACGAAGACGACGAUACAUACGACGAUUUUGACUUCAGUGCUCCAGACCAGAGUGAUCUUUCCGACAGUCAAACCGACGACAGUCCGGGAGACUCGGACUCUACCGCCAACACGAUGGAGCUCCAGACGGUCAUUCCGACAGAUGUAUCCAAGGACCAGAUUCAAAAUGGAAAGGACCCUCCACGGGACUGUCCAGACGCCGAAAAGAAUUCUUUGUUAUCGGAGAAAGCAGACGAUAUCGACGACAUUCCUGACCGUUACCCAGACGACGACGAUGUUAAACUUCCGGUUGAGAACUGGGGUAACAAAGCUGACUAUUUGUUGGCUGUGAUUGGCUACUCUGUGGAUCUUUCCAAUGUCUGGAGAUUCCCGUAUCUGGCUUACAAAAAUGGCGGAGGUGCGUUUAUCAUUCCAUACUUCACUGUGUUACUGCUGGGCGCCAUUCCUGUGUUUAUGAUGGAACUUUCCAUGGGCCAGUACACGCAGGAGGGGCCCAUCCGUGUCUGGAAAAUGUCCCCAAUCUUUAGGGGUAUUGGAUACGCCUCCUGCCUGAUGGCGUAUAUCGUUGCGUUUUAUUACAAUCUCGUCAUUGGCUGGUCCUUUUACUAUCUCUUUUCAUCAUUCUCACUGGUCCUGCCCUGGGCCAGUUGUUCACAUGAAUUCAACAGCGAGCGAUGCUGGCAGAUUGACUGGGAUACGAACAAGACUUACUUCAACCGUUCCUACGACGCCAACACAUCCGUCUCUUCAGCGUUUGAGUUCUAUGAGAGAGGAAUGCUGGGGCUGCACAAGAGUAAAGGAAUAGGCGAUCUGGGCCCUAUUAAAUGGGAGCUGGCCCUUUGUGUCCUUCUAACAUUCAUCAUCCUCUACUUCAGUCUCUGGAAAAGUGUGAAGAGUGCUGGAAAGGUCGUGUGGUUUACAGCCACCAUCCCCUACCUCAUAUUGACCAUCCUCCUCAUUCGGGGUUCUCUACUUCCGGGAGCUGGCGACGGUAUUAAGUACUUUGUCACACCUAAUGUCAGUCGCCUUGGCAACGUCCAGGUCUGGAUUGAUGCGGCCGUGCAGAUUUUCUUUUCUAUCGGUGCAGGUUUCGGGACUCACAUAGCCUAUGCCAGCUAUAACAAAUUCCACAACAACUGCUUCAGAGAUUGUCUCAUUACGGCUGGGGUGAACAGUUUCACCAGCAUAUUUUCUGGAUUCGUCGUGUUCACCUUCCUCGGUUACAUGGCGGCGAGACAGAACAAAGACAUUAAUGACGUAGCACAGGACGGGCCAGGUUUGGUAUUCAUUGUCUACCCAGAGGCCAUCGCAACGCUUCCAGGAUCUACUGCAUGGGCUAUAAUAUUCUUCUUCAUGCUGGUCACUCUUGGUAUGGACAGUGCUUUUGGUGGUCUGGAGUCGCCCCUGACAGGCCUCGGCAACCAGUUUUAUCGCUUGAUCCGGUUCGGCUGGUCUCGUGAAAUUCUCACCUUCAUCAUUGUGUGCACCGCCUUUUUCUUCUCACUACCCUGCACGACCAACGGUGGCAUGUAUGUGUUUAAGAUCCUGGAUACAUUCGCGGCUGGCACGUCUAUACUGUUUGCUGUGUUAUGUCAGGUGAUAGCUGUAGCCUGGGUGUACGGCGUGGACCAGUUCUGUCGAGAUGUGAAGCAGAUGACCGGGUACACACCGGGAAUGUACUGGAGAAUCUGCUGGAAAUUCCUCUGUCCAACAUUCCUCUUAAUCCUUGUGAUAUCUAGCUUUUUACAUUACCGCCCGCUGAUAUACAAAGGCGGCGGCGGGGUGUACAGAUACCCAGCCUACGCCAACUCGAUAGGAUGGAGUGUCGCCUUCUCGACGAUGGCGCUGAUACCGCUCUACGCCAUCUACAAGCUCAGCACGACUGAGGGGUCGUUCAAGCGUAGGUUGGCACUUUGUAUAUCUCCGACAAGAGAGCACGCCCUCAUACAGAGAACAGGCGUUGUUCGGCGUUUCAAGAAAGAGCACUGGAUUUCCAUCUAA